Diceros bicornis minor is the source of this 459-nucleotide messenger RNA. Its product is annotated as ubiquitin-conjugating enzyme E2 variant 2-like. Lineage: Eukaryota; Metazoa; Chordata; Mammalia; Perissodactyla; Rhinocerotidae. The record is from RefSeq and is a predicted model, not a curated record. The coding region runs from base 1 to 459 and encodes 152 amino acids. The transcript is spliced from 3 exons.
AUGGCGAGCGUUCCCUGGGACUCGCCAUACCCACGGCACUCCGGGCUUGCCAUACCCAGAAUGUAUGGAGUGUGGGACUUGCCAUACCCACUGUACGCGAUCUCCCCGUUGGCCCCGACGUCUCGGCGGCCGGUGUCCUGUCCCGCAUGGGUGCCCAUGGAGACGAGGACCUUCCUGAGAUUUACGACAAUUUAUGAAAACCGAAUACAUAGCCAGAAAGUAGAAUGUGGACCUAAAUACUCAGAAACUCCUCCGCCAGUUAGAUUUGUAACAAAAAUUAAUAUUAACGGAAUAAAUAAUUCCAAUGGAAUGGUGGAUGCUCAGAACAUAUCAGUGUUAGCAAAACGGAAAAAUUUGCAUAGCAUUAAAGUUGGACUUCAAGAGCUUAGAUGUCUAAUGACGUCCAAAGAAAAUAUGAGGCUUCCACAGCCACCCAAAGCACAAACAUACAACAAUUAA